GUCCGAGCUAAGAAGGUCAAAGUUCAGCCGCUAGCGGGACUGCCCGUGAAAAAGAUGCGGUGGUUCACUGAAGGAGUAAGUAUCAACUCAUCUAUCAUCCUGCACUAAUGCGCAGUGUGUGUGACUCUGUGUACCGUUGGCGUAGCGGCGCGGCUAUAGUGUGGACGUGUGUCCUAUCGUGUCCUGCACUGGUUCUCUAUCAACUACUGGCUCUGUGUAAUCCCCUCCAUCCAUUUACAUGGAUACAAGACUGGCUGAGUAGUGUCCUCUCUGCGAGAAGUUUCGUGUUUGCCUGUCUCUAUCUCCUCACACUCUCCAACACUCUAGUCAUAUAUUCUACCACAUGCGCUGUUGUUCUUCCAGUGUACAAGACUCGGUUAUCCGUCAUUUGGGGUGUUUUGAGACCGCCGCGGCUCCUGGUCGUUGCUAGCUAUGCGUUGCUAGGGGGUGGAGCUUCAUACUGCCUGGCGGAGCUGGCCGGCUACCAUUACCUAUGGUCCCCUCACCAGAGCUGUCGGUACUGUCUGAAUGAGUAUCUGUUCUUCCAUGCUGCUCAUGGAGCUUUCAUUGGACUGAGGUAUGGAGUGAGGUACUAUCUUCUGAAGGAGAGUUUCAUGGUGUUUCCCAGCAUCCAGCAACACAAGCUGUUCAGACUGCGAGGUCAUGUGACUAGUCAUGUGAGAGAGGCCCUGACCAGGACACUAGGGGGGUUGAGGUAUUUUUACCCCCUCUACUUCCUUCUGGGCUACUACCCUCGAAAUAGGGUCAUAAGACUGCUGGGACUACAACUGAGGGACGACGUUCGGCUGACAUCUCUCUCCUCUCUGAUGGACCUGGGUCUGUUUACCUCACUUCUCGUUGCCGGGACGACGAUACAUGUGGGGUGGAGCUUCGGACUCAGAAUAUUCAGAACUUUUCAAACGCAGGCGGUUCAGUUCCCGGUGGUGGCUACGUUCUCGGGAGAUAGAGACAGAACUCUGGCAGUGUCCCUCACAUCACGAGCCAGUCCUCUAGUCAGAUGUCUAGGGUUCCUGGAUCUCCACCAGUUGGCCCUGCACUCACACUCCCGUAGAGCAGAGGUGUUCAGCCUCGAUGUGGAUGGGAACCCGGAGGUGUGGGAGGUCGUCAGUAGAGAAUGCCUGGCUCUGGUCCACGACCUCGCGUCCAGACUCACCGCCAAGGAGGGCGGAGUCUCCACAGCCGGCCCCGCCUCUUCUUCUUCCCCGCCCCCUCCUCGCGCCUCGCCCAGCAGCUCCAUCUCCUACCUCCUUACUCAACGGAGGGUCUCCAGCGAUGUCCUCGGAGAAGGGUUGGCACGAGCUGCCGGCAGGUGUUCUGGCUCCUCCUGGAGUGUCUCGCAGGAUGGCCAGCAGCGAGAAGACUCGACUGUGGUCCUACUCUCCUCCAGGUUUGGUUGAGACUCAGACCACGCCCCCAGCUCCGCCCAAGCCACACCCACGUCUGGUGGAGGUGAAGAAGAGAACGGGAGACAAUCUGACGUCACUUCUGAAGAGGACCCGCGACAAUCUGAGGAACACUCCUUUCUUUACAUUACUUUCUUUCAGAGUUUCCAGGAGCAAAGAGUCAGGAGCUUUUCUUUGAUUCGAAGCUUCAAGUCUGGGCCAUUACAGGUAUCUCGCAGCUGGCAGUGACCUCAUACACAGAGGACCAGUAUGGAGUGGUCCAGAGAACCCUGCCACACAUUCUCAGCACUCUCAUUGUACUCUCCAAGGAGAUGAACAGACACGUGAAGGCUCCACUCAGUAAUGCCAAGAGCACUCGAGAUGCCAGACUGGCUCUGGAGAUGAACGGGAAAUUUGCCGUAAAAACAGCUGUUCAGACGUCACUACACAGUCUAGCUGUCACAUUCACCAAAGAAAUGAGGUCACUGCAAUUGACUGAGGAACAGGUCACAUACUGGAACCAGUUUAUGGGAACGAGACAGGAACACACCAAAAGAUAGUCUGAGGUGUUGAAAACAGCCAAAAACUUGUCACUGAUUUUGUCCGCUUUUGAUUUGUGUAUAAUUGAACAUUUAGUCCUGUCUGAAAAGUAAAACAGCAAAAGAAAUAUAAUAUAUGUAGCAUAAGAGUUUCUGAGAAAUCCGUUAGACACAUCUUGGUCCCACCGUGCACAGUUUGUCCUGAUGUAGUAGCAUACUAUGCUAGCAGUUUCUUGCGGGUGUCCUGCAUUCGAGCAGUGAGGACUUGGGAGUCGGUGUUCUUGUUGAUCUUUACGAAGCGUCUCUUGCGAACCUCCACCACACUGAGCCACCCACCAAGACUCUCCCUCAUGAACUCCAGGUGCUCCUCCACUCCGUCUGCGAGAGAGAGAGAGAG
Molecule: messenger RNA, 2339 nt
Organism: Geodia barretti
Lineage: Eukaryota; Metazoa; Porifera; Demospongiae; Tetractinellida; Geodiidae
Source: the annotation of a GenBank genome assembly